This is a messenger RNA of Arabidopsis thaliana (thale cress), 721 nucleotides long. Its product is annotated as tubulin-tyrosine ligase. The coding region runs from base 149 to 661 and encodes 170 amino acids. The transcript has 2 exons. NCBI's taxonomy places the organism in Eukaryota, Viridiplantae, Streptophyta, Magnoliopsida, Brassicales, Brassicaceae. The record is from RefSeq and is marked reviewed.
AUUGCUCACAAAUGGGAUGAAGAAGGCCACGUGGCAGAAAGGAAUGGCAGUUUGGUGAAUAAAUGAAAUAACAAGGGCAAAAGAAAGAAAAACCAAACUAAUUGUAACCAUAAUCCCUACACUCACUCACUUGUGGAUCUCGAGAGAGAUGAUGGAGGAGUGCAGUAUGAGGAAACUGGCCUUGUGGCACACGAGAACCUUCAAGCCUGUUAUGACGCACGAGGAGCUUGAACCAAUCAUGUCCACCAUGGGCUUCGUCGCUCAGGCCACCGGAGCAGGAGGAGGAUUCAAAGAGUACGUUUUCCUCUCUUCUCCCACCACCACCACCACCAGGCCCAGGCUGCCCUAUCCCCACAUCGACGGCCUCCAUAUCACCACCUACCAGGCUUUUAUUGACGCACUGACCUUCUUUCUUGAUGUCUCUGAUCUCUUCCAUGUCAGGGGAAUGCCGCUGCAACGUGCCAAAGAUAACAACAGAAAGUGGCGUCGCAUGGAAGAGGACGAAAAUGUGUUUGUCUAUAGAGAUGGGACGCUGGAUAAGUCGACUCACGGUUGUCCCAUCAAACAAGAGUCAUCAUCGUAUACACAUGUUCUCAUCCACCUCAAACCGCUACCUCAUUUCACUCUUCUUCCCCUUAAGGACAUCAUUGUCUCCGUCUGAUUUUCUUCCAUUUCAGUCUAAUUAUCGGCAGUGAUUUGUAUUAAAAUGACAAACUCUAUG